Zootoca vivipara (common lizard) is the source of this 1423-nucleotide messenger RNA. Lineage: Eukaryota; Metazoa; Chordata; Lepidosauria; Squamata; Lacertidae. The record is from RefSeq and is a predicted model, not a curated record.
AGCCGAUUAGAAUCGCUUUCGAUUUCUCCUUCCUGCCUGGCUGCGGAGCGGGGCGGAGACCAGACUUACUCUCGGAGGCGCCGCGCGGCUCUUGCGCUCGUUCCGGACCAGGCGGCUGAGACUUCAUUGAAGGGAGAUGGCAGCAAACAUGGAAAAUUUGCCCGAAAACCUUCUGUUGGAUAUCUUCGUCAUGGUUCCAGCAAGUGACCUCAUUUGCAAUUGCCGGCUGGUCUGCUCUCAGUGGCGGGACUUGGUAGACCUGCCAGUUCUGUGGAAGCGCAAAUUCCAAAAACAGGACGACGACUCUUCUCCAAAGUCAUUGGCUUUCUACAUUUUCUCCCGCCUCAAGAAGAACUUAAUCAAGAACCCUGAUGGCCAAGAUGGCCUGGACUCCUGGGAAAUCCAGACACCUGCCGAGGGCCACUGGGAAACUAAGGAACUGUCCAUAGAAGACUCAAAAGAAGUCCAUAAGAGAAUCAACUAUUAUCCUAUGCAUUAUGGGGAGAGAGAUGAAGAUGCUCCUGUUCAGCUCUACAAAUGCUUUGCUGCACGUAACGGGCCCUGCAGCAAGUCUCAGCUCAUCACCUUGAAGGACGAGGGCUACUGGGACGAACUGAUGGAUGAAGGCAGACCCAUGAUUGUGGUGCAGGCCUGCUUUUCAAGUGAGUAUAAUUCGUGCUAUAAACUGACAGUGAAGCUGUUGUCUGCAGACUCUGAAGUCCUCAAAGAACAUCAAUAUGAAGAAGCUACCGGUAGUUUGUCAAUAUGGUUUCUGGUUUCACACACUUUUUACAACUACCCUCAAGGAGUCCGUUAUAUCCUCUUUGAACACAAAGGGCAGGAGGAAGUCUACCAUUCUGACAUCCUUAAUAAGUUCUUCCCAGAUGAAGGCCCAAGUGAAGACAGGAAGCCACCCUGGGGUGGGAUGAGGGUGUUGCAAAGCAGCAUCACACUUCACCCACCACGAAUGGCACGAGGAAGACGAUUACUACAACUACGACGAUUACUACAACUCCGACUCCAACGUUUUGUUGCUGUUGUUGUUUAGUCGUUUAGUCGUGUCCGACUCUUCGUGACCCCAUGGAUCAUAGCACGCCAGGCACUCCUGUCUUGCACUGCCUCCCGUAGUUUGGUCAAACUCAUGUUCGUAGCUUCGAGAACACUGUCCAACCAUCUUGUCCUCUGUCGUCCCCUUCUCCUAGUGCCCUCAAUCUUUCCCAACAUCAGGGUCUUUUUCAGGGAGUCUUCUCUUCUCAUGAGGUGGCCAAAGUAUUGGAGCCUCAGCUUCACGAUCUGUCCUUCCAGGGAGCACUCAGGGCUGAUUUCCUUAAGAAUUGAUAGGUUUGAUCUUCUAGCAGUCCAUGGGACUCUCAAGAGUCUCCUCCAGCACCAUAAUUCAAAAGCAUCAAUUCUUCGGCGAUCA